ACCGUGUUUCUUCGUAGAAAGUACGUGACAGUGAGGACGGCUAACUUUGUUCAAGGUCAACGUUAAAUGAAUGAAUGAAUGAACUUUAUCGAUGCAAUCGAAAACAAAACAGGGGUCUUUCAACGAUUAGUAUCAAAUUUUUGGUGUUUUGCGGCGUUUCCAUGGAAGCUUCCAGCUAGAUCACUCAGUGCAGAUUGAACAAGAUUAAAGGCACGGUUGAAAACUGAGCCGAAGUUUCUUGACGCAGAGAAAGAAGGAUGAGGCAUCGUUUUGCAGCUAACCUACAUUGAAGAGCUUUUAGUGGCGGACAAACGGAAAACAGUGAAUGACGAGCAAGACGAAGAUAACUCGAGUUUGCUUUUUAGGAAAAACUUGAAAUACUGUCUGGUUCGCACUCACCGCAUUUUGCUCGUGGACAUCUUUAAAGAACUUGCCAAAGAGCUCGUCAAGAGCACAAGGGCUGCAGCAGGACAAUCAGAUCACAAGUAGUCUAUUGCGAAGAAAACGAUUCCUCCCCCGUCGUCAAACUAUCAGACCAACCCGAUUUCUGGCAACAGCUCAUUGACGACUCAUAGUCAUUGCUGGAGCAUAUCACAAGCUUGGGUAAGACCUGCUGAAUCAUCAAGUAAAGCUAUCGACGUACCUUUGAAAGCGCAGCUAAUUUAUCAAGUUACAAUAUCUGAACGCAACUUGAAGUCUGGUAGCCUCAGGGGAGGUUUCUAACCAUAUCAUAUCUUGGCGGUGUUCACGAUGCAUGUUCCAACUCUUCGAUUGGUCCUAUGUCUAAUGGUUUGCUGCGAUUUAUGGCUUGCCAGCAGCCAAAAGCUCCAACUUGAUUCAAUCGAUCAAUCGGAAUUAGUGCGCAAAGCCCGUGAAAUUAGGCAACAUCGUCAAGUUCGCCAAACGCGUCAACCUCGUCAGGAACAAGAUAAAGAAACGAAAUGCAAAUUCAAAUUUGCCCUGCUGGAUUUUCCUCCUUACAUAAUGAACCAAAGUAUGAACAAAGGAUUUAUGUAUCAAACCCUAACAUGGUUUGUGGACAUGGCUUGCUUUGGUAGAGAAGCAAAAGACCCCAUAGCUUGCAAAAUGGUACCUGUAUUUGUUCAAAAUCAAGACGAGAUGGUGAAAUUGAUUAAAAAUGAGUCAGUUGAUUUUGGUUUUCCAAUUCUAUCGGAUGCAAAACAAAAACUUACGGGUCAAGACAGUGUGACACUCAUCCGGGCAUUUGUAUCAUCGGGGUGUUCAAUGAUUGUGAACUUAAAGCAGUGCGAAGCAGAGUCACGGGAACAGUUAUUGACUUCCAUUACGUCACAAUGGCCGAUAUUGGCUUGUAUCAUAUUGCUGUCAGGGAUAUCUGGAGUGAUCAUUUGGCUCUUGGAACACCGUUCAAACGCGGCUCAGUUUUCACCCUCGUUCACGAUAGGAUCACCAGAAGGCUUUUGGUGGGCAGUGGUAUCACUUACAACAGUAGGGUACGGUGAUAAGACGCCUAAAACCCUCUGUGGACGUGCAUUUGGUAUAAUGUGGAUCCUGAUAGGAGCAAUAAUGUUGUCGCUGUUCACCGCCUUAUUUACAAAUGCUAUGCAAGCUUCCCUGGAUGGUACGAGAUGUAGGGACAUUGGUGGCAAAAAGGUGGGUGUGUCCAACAAGAAUCCUGAAACGCAUAUAGUUGCUAAGGAGCUGGAUGCAGACUUUGUCCAGUUCAAAAACCUGGACGAAAUGCAAAAAAAUCUUAGCCGAGGAACAAUUGGAAGAGUAAUGGUGGAUCGCAAUACUGCCUUUCACUUUCUGGAUAAAUCUGGUUUAAAACGAAACAGGCAGAUCCGAAUGAUUCGUAACAUUGAUUAUCCAAUGGAAUAUUACCUGGCUCACGUGAGCCAUGACGUAAUGGGGUCACCGAAUGACACGAACAAUUUUGAUGACGAAGUAUUGAAUAGAAAAACUCAGCUUUCGGCUUGCGGGGAAAGCCUGAAAGAGUUAUCACCGGAUGUGGUUGCAGUUGCAAAAGACACUGCCAAAGAGCAACUUAUCCCUGCCGAAUUACAGACAGCGGAUUUGUCCGAUGAAAUGGAAGGGUUAUUCUCCACUGGCUCACAAAUGACCAAAUUUAUUUUAUUUGCCUUAUUGGGAAUAUUUGCCUUCCUAUUAGUCAUCGGCAAACUAUGGGAAGUCUACACCAACUGUAAGCCAACGGUACGCAAGAAGAGAAAAGGACUGAUUCCUAGCAGCAGGAAGAUGUCAAUGAUGCAAAACUUCUUAGAUUUGGAGGAACGUCUAAAAGACAUAACGUCUGAUCUACAAAAGUUAAAAGAGGAAUUUGAAGGUGCCACGAACGGUUUGUCUCCUGUGGGCAGUCCUGAAUACUCAAGACCAAAAGAACGCUCAUUUUUUAAUAAUAUGCUUGAUCUGAAUGGAAAGAGUAAAAAUACUGAAACAAUACUAUAACACAUAAAAAUUAUUUGUCAUAAGUAGACUCAGAUGGCAUUUUACUCUUCUGAGAUUUCCAU
Pocillopora verrucosa is the source of this 2507-nucleotide messenger RNA. The record is from RefSeq and is a predicted model, not a curated record. NCBI's taxonomy places the organism in Eukaryota, Metazoa, Cnidaria, Anthozoa, Scleractinia, Pocilloporidae.